Monosiga brevicollis MX1 is the source of this 3132-nucleotide messenger RNA. RefSeq lists its product as uncharacterized. Gene Ontology annotation, biological process: protein autoprocessing. Bases 1 to 3132 code for a protein of 1043 amino acids. Lineage: Eukaryota; Choanoflagellata; Craspedida; Salpingoecidae. The record is from RefSeq and is a predicted model, not a curated record. The transcript has a single exon.
AUGAGAGGGGCUUUUUCCUCGGCCGUAGCGGCCAUUAGCCUUUUGCUCCUCGCCUCCCAAUGGAGGCCGGCAGCGGCCACAUGGGUGCUUGGCGGCAUCGGAGAGUCCUGCGACGCUGCUUGUGCUGAUCAAACCACCCUCCCUUGCAAUCAGGAGACUACCGACACCGUUCGAUCCCCCUCUGAAAUCUCAUACGUCUUCGAAGAGCUGAACAUGCCCUCGCAGUGCACCAGCUUUGGCUCGCGGGGCAAUUCCUACUCGCCUUACAUCCAAAUGUCUCCUGGUCCUUGCUACUACAUCGGCCCAGUAGGCACGGCCUCGUGCUCAUCCUCCCACACCGAUUACCAACGCGUGUGCUGUUGUGGCCAUAGCGCUGCCGACUGCGACAUUCUCAGGUCCACCAGCUCUACCUCGAGCACCUCCUCCACCUCGAGCACUUCAAGCACCUCCACCACCAGCUCUACCUCGAGCACCAGCUCGACCUCCUCCACCUCAACUACCUCGAGCACGUCGAGCACCUCCUCCACCUCGAGCACUUCAAGCACCUCCACCACCAGCUCUACCUCGAGCACCAGCUCUACCUCCUCCACCUCAACGACCUCAAGCACGUCGAGCACCUCCUCCACCUCGAGCACCUCAAGCACCAGCUCCACCUCCUCCACCUCAACGACUUCAAGCACGUCUAGCACCUCCUCCACCUCAAGCACCAGCUCCACCUCGAGCACCAGCUCCACCUCGACAACUUCUAGCACCUCCUCGACCUCGAGUACCAGCUCCACCAGCUCCACCUCGAGCACCAGCUCCACGUCCUCAACAUCCUCAACCACCACAUCAACGACCUACGAUUUGUGCCCCCAGCUGCAGAAUCCAGGCUUCGAUGCCCUUCUCCUGGAACCCAAUUCGGAGACGGCCACCCCGCCGUUGGAACCCAACACCUGGUCCUUUUCCGAGGGGCGACUGCGCGUCGCUCACCCCCCGACUCUGUUUGGGCCUACCACAGCUCAUUCCGGACAAAACUACAUCUACUUUGCUCCGACAUACGAUGAAGCCGAUCAGGAAGCAGAGUUGCAGCACGUCAUGGACGUCACCAUUCGCCCACUUACUGAGUAUACGCUGACUGCUUGGGCCAGCCGCUCGGCUGUGGCCGCUGCCGCCGCUAGUGCCCAAGUCUAUGACUUUGCCCCGCUCACGCUCGAGCUUCAAGCCACCACCACCAACCAAACACUGGCAGCCACGACCUUUAGCGUUGAAGACGUGGUCACCGAUGUGUGGUCGCCCAUCACGGCUACCUUUCGCGUUUGGGAAUCCCACGAUGCGCUCUACGACGGGUUGACCGCUGUCCUCCGAGUAUCCGGCUCCGGGGCCACCAUCGCCGUCGAUUCAUUUGAGCUGUGCCGCGAGAUGUUGGACACCACCACCACCACCACGACGUCCACCACCACCACCACGACGUCGACUACGACCACCUCAACUACGACAACGACCAGCACCACCACCACCACAACUUCCACCACAACAACCACGACCACCUCGACGACCACAACCACCUCGACGACCACAACCACAACCACUUCUACCACAACCACAUCCACAUCCACUACCUCGACCACCACGACCUCGACCACCACUAGCUUUCAGGAAGUCUGUUUGCCGAUGGCGGAUUACUCCUUUGAGAACAAACGGGUGGGAGCCGGCAAGACGGACACCCCCUUUACCAGCACCACCGGAGGUUGGCAAAUUGCCAGCUCUGUGGCCGCGGGCGCUCGCCUGUAUGCCAACACCAGCUCUCUCGUUCCACAUCCCGCCUCUAGCCAGGAUGGCAAUCAGGCAAUGGGCUGGAUGAGCUCCAGCACUACCAGCACUGGUCUGUGGCAGGACACGAGCCUGACCUACACGGCCCAGACUCGCUACCGCAUCAAAGCGCGCAUGGGCUACAGCUCUCUCAUCUCGCCGCCCCAAAGCUAUUUCCGUAUGGAGUUUCGCACGCCCGCCAACGACGCCGUUUUGUUCCGCCUGGUCCAAACAUACAGCCAAACUGAUUAUGAGGAAGAGAUUUUGGAGCUGAUCACCGGUGAGACGGAGACGUACUUGGGCUCGACUCUUCGCGUUGGCUUCUCCAGCUUUCUGUCGGGCAUCACACCUGUCUUGGAUGCGGUCGAGAUUUGCUACCAAUACAAUUACGCGACAACCACAGCCACCACCACCACCACCAGCAGCACGAGCACAACAACGACAACAACAACUACCAGUACCACCAGCACGAGCACUACCACCACUGUCGCCACCACAACCACGCUCACCACCUCCACUACCCCGCCCACAACCACCACCCCUUUCACUGUCGUCUCCACAACCGUGAGCGCCCCUUCGGAAUGCUUUGCAUCAUUCACCCAGCUCAUGCUCGCCAACGGUAGCUCGGCACCCAUCUCAGCACUCACCACCGGUGACAUGCUCAAGUGCGUCAACCCCAACAACGGCACCGUGGAAGAUUGCCCCCUGACCACACUCAUCCACGCCGAGCACACGCAACAAGUCCAGUUUCAAACGCUAUCGUAUGUCGAUGCACAAGGCAUCGAUCAAACCCUCACUCUAUCCGGACCCCACAUGGUCUACAAAGCCAGCGAGCCCAUGGGCAACUGCGGCCCUCUGCCCAGCGGCUCCUAUCAACCCGCUAACAAUGUCAGUGUGGGUGACCUGGUCGUGGUCUAUGAGGACAGCUGCCUGCGCACCGUCGCCAUCUCGGCCGUUGGCUCGGCCAUCACCAUGGGCUUUUAUGCACCCUUGACGUCCGCGAGCACCAUGAUUGCAGAGGGCAUUGUUUCGUCCGCCUUUACGUAUCUGGGCUAUCAGAUCGGCCAGGAUCUGAGCCACGACCUCAAGCACAUCUUCUAUUCACCCCUCACCGCCGUCGUGGAGAGUGACCUGCCUGUUCGCGAAUACGACAACGGCCUCCACCCCUACAUCAGCAUGGCCACCAACUACACCUCCAUGGUACCUCUGGAGCAGAAGGGCAAUGCUUUGCGGACCAUCAUGGGCUAUGUGAUCGACAUCUACUAUGCCAACGGGGGUGCGCUGACCGUGGCCGAGGUGGAAGACAUCCUGCAAAACGUGACUGCCUCGUACCAAAAGUAG